This is a messenger RNA of Lycium barbarum (goji berry), 1182 nucleotides long. RefSeq names its product monocopper oxidase-like protein SKU5. Gene Ontology annotation, molecular function: oxidoreductase activity; copper ion binding. The transcript is spliced from 5 exons. The record is from RefSeq and is a predicted model, not a curated record. Bases 1 to 1182 code for a protein of 393 amino acids. Lineage: Eukaryota; Viridiplantae; Streptophyta; Magnoliopsida; Solanales; Solanaceae.
AUGUCGCUAAAGGCUUUAGCGACCUUGGAUCUAAUGACAUUAACCAAUUGCUGGAAUGGGAUCCAACAAAGGCACAACUCAUGGCAAGAUGGAGUUUCAGGAACCAACUGUGCAAUCCAGCCCAAUACUAAUUGGACUUAUGAGUUUCAAUUGAAAGACCAAAUUGGAAGCUUCUUCUAUUUCCCAUCCAUAAAUUACGAAAAGGCCGGUGGAGCAUUCGGCCCAAUUCGAGUUGAUAAUCGGGUCGUGGUCCAAACCCCAUUUGCAGAUCCAGAUGGUGAUUUUGAUCUUCUCAUUGGUGAUUGGUAUGAAGAUAGCUACAAGGUUAUUAGAGACAAAUUGGCACACGAGGGCUACAAUAAAAGUCCAAACAUGAUGCUUAUGAAUGGGAAAGGCUCAUAUUUGGACCCCAAAGCAAAAACCAAUGUAUCCUUUACAGUAAAUCAAGAAAAGACGUAUAGAUUGAGGAUUUCAAACGUGGGAAGUGAAUGGAGUUUCAAUUUUCGAAUCCAAAAUCAUAGCAUGCUAUUGGUCGAGACCGAAGGCUCGUACACCAAUCAAAUUUGGUUAAGUUCUCUUGACGUCCACGUGGGCCAAUCAUAUUCUGUUCUUGUCACAGCUGAUCAAGAUGCUGCUGAUUAUUACAUAGUUGCAACUGCAAAAAUGGCUAAUUCUACUCAGCUCAAAACACUAGAGGUUGUUGGUGUGUUGCACUAUGAGAACUCUACCAAACCUGUUGACGGGCCUAUUCCAAAUGGGCCUGAAUCAUUUGAUGUGAAAUUCUCCAUCAAUCAAGCUAGAUCCAUCAGGUGGAAUUUGACAAGAGGAGCAGCAAGGCCUAAUCCACAAGGGUCAUUUAACGUAUCAAAUGUGACAUUGUCACAAACUUUUGUUCUACAAAAUUCAGUGAACUAUAAGAAUGGCACGAUAAAUUAUGCCAUUAAUAAUGUCUCUUAUGCCACACCACAAACACCAUUAAAACUGGCGGAUUAUUACCUCAAUGGCUCCGGAGUUUACGAUAUCGAUAAAUUUCCGGCGAACAGUAGCCUACCGGAGACUGUUUAUGGAACAUUUGUUGUGUCUGGAGAACAUAGAGGGUGGCUAGAAAUUGUGUUUAAGAAUGAGUUACAAGUCAUGGAUUCUUGGCAUUUGGAUGGAUUUGGCUUCUUUGUUGUCGGGUAA